Molecule: messenger RNA, 888 nt
Organism: Octopus sinensis (East Asian common octopus)
Lineage: Eukaryota; Metazoa; Mollusca; Cephalopoda; Octopoda; Octopodidae
Product: protein spinster homolog 3-like
Exons: 1
Coding region: 1-888 (295 amino acids)
Biological process (GO): transmembrane transport
Cellular component (GO): membrane
Molecular function (GO): transmembrane transporter activity
Source: RefSeq, a predicted model, not a curated record
AUGCAAAUUAUAGGAAAUAGAUUAUACCUUUUGAUUUUAGUAUUAAUAUCUUUAUUAAACUACAUCGAUCAAUUUCAAAUCGCAGGAGCUCUUCCAAAACUAAAAAACUAUUUUAAUAUACCAUACUCAACACUCGGUUUUGCCGAGAGUGUCUUCAUUAUUGCAUUUAUGUUCACUUCCCCGAUUGCGGGGUAUCUGGGAGACCGAGUCAGUCGAAAAAGAAUAAUAAUUUUUGGACUAUUUAGUUGGACUUUAAUGACAUAUUUAUCCUCACUUGCUCAAAAAGACAGUAUUGAGUUAUUUUUGGUUUGUCGAGCAUUUGUUGGCAUUGGGGAGGCAUGUUUUGUUGCAGUGGUCCCUACAAUAAUUACUGAUCUUUUUGAACAAAAAAAUCGUGCUAUUGCUUUUGGAGUCGUUUCUCUGACCAUUCCAGUGGGCUCGGGGAUAGGUUAUAUAACCGGUUCUGUCAUAUCCGAACACCUCGGAUGGAAAUGGGCCUUACGAAUCACCUCGAUAUUUGGGGCCAUUCUCCUUCUUAUCAGCUCCAUUUUCUUCUACGAUCCCGAAAUCGGCCAAAAUGACAACUUUUUGACAAAAAACACAACCAGUUAUUUUAAAGACUUGAAAGUAUUAUUUACCAACAAAACAUAUCUCCUAAUCUUGUUGGGAUCUAUUGGAGUCACAUUUUCCGGAGGGGCCCUUGGAUUUUGGGUCCCCGAAUAUUCCCAAAUAGUCCUCCAACACAUGUCUCCUAACAUUGUGACUACAAUUUGCGGAGUCAUCCUUUCCUGUGGGGGAUUGGCCGGUAUAUCCUCACUUUUACAUCGAAGGUGUGUUAAUCGGGUCACUUCUCUCAAAGAAACUCCAGCCAAUUUCUGUCUCAUAUGA